CUACAAAUAUAAGCACUACAGGUCAAAUAUCAAUAGCAUCAACAGUACAAUGUACAAAAGAAAUAGUAGCAUUUCUUACUGGUUAUUCUCCUCAAUCAUGGUUAUCUGCAAAACCUAUGCUUACUAUUCUUAAUAUGAAAGAUAUAGACCAAUGUUCAGUAUUGACGGUUUCUUCAAGUGUUGGAGAAGCUAUUAUUAAAAAUUCAUUAAAUCCAGCUCAAUGCCAAUAUUGGCUUACAGAUAAUAUGGCUUAUAUGUCUGGAUCAACAGCUGGUGCUGACACGAAUUUUACAAAUCUUCCAAAUGGAUUUAGAGCAAGUGAAAUGCCAGAUAAUUUAGAGCAGUGGAUUCAUGAAUUACAAACAGCAAUAAAACAUCCAGAUGAAGAUUUUGUAGAGGAAUUAUUAUUGGCCUACGAAAUUUUACCUAAAGAUGAAUUUAUUGAUUUUAAUAAUAGAAUUGAAAAUGGGUUAAUAAAAGCAUUAGAGGCAUUCAAAAAAUGGAUGGACCCAUGGACACAUUUACCUCUUUCUAUAUGUCGGCUUGGAGAAAUUCAUGGUCCCGAUUUUGCAGUUGCAGUUAUUAAAGUUAUAUUAAAUAUUCAAUUUUCGAAUAAUCUUACAGAAAUACAAAAAGAAUAUGUAGACAAAUUAGAAGAUGAUUUGGAAACAAAAAAACAAGAAUCCUUUGGUUUAUUUCAGGCAUUAGAAGAUAAUGAUUUUCAUGAACAAUUUUUGGCCUUUUCUCAGUCUACUUAUACUGAAAUAUCUAAUUACCCACUA
Racocetra persica is the source of this 782-nucleotide messenger RNA. Lineage: Eukaryota; Fungi; Glomeromycota; Glomeromycetes; Diversisporales; Gigasporaceae. The record is from the annotation of a GenBank genome assembly.